AUGUUUGUUUCCCAGGAAAAAAUUCCCAUAGAAAAAGAUAACACAUUCUCAUGUUUCCUUUUCUUUAAAACAGAUUUGCAGUUGAAACGGUAAAGUUAGUUCCUUUUUUUGUUUUCUUGGUGUGCUUCGGGAUUGCAUUUUCUCUGAGUUUUGGGUUACUAAAACAUAGAACAAAUGGCCUAUAAAGUGGAUAAUGAGUAUGAUUAUCUCUUCAAGAUUGUACUGAUUGGUGAUUCGGGUGUGGGGAAAUCCAACAUUCUUUCAAGGUUUACAAGAAAUGAGUUUUGCUUGGAAUCCAAAUCAACCAUUGGUGUCGAGUUUGCUACAAGGACCCUUCAGGUAGAAGGGAAGACAGUUAAGGCACAAAUAUGGGACACGGCUGGUCAAGAGAGGUAUCGUGCCAUCACCAGUGCUUACUACAGAGGUGCGGUAGGGGCGCUUAUGGUUUAUGACAUAACUAAGAGACAAAGCUUUGACAAUGUCCAGAGGUGGCUGCGUGAGUUGAGGGACCAUGCAGACUCAAACAUUGUCAUCAUGAUGGCUGGAAACAAAUCUGACCUGAAUCAUCUCAGGGCAGUGGCUACAGAUGAUGCACAGAUGCUGGCUGAGAAGGAAUCCCUUUCAUUCCUUGAGACAUCAGCUUUGGAAGCCUUCAAUGUAGAGAAGGCAUUCCAGACAAUUUUAUUGGAUAUUUACCACAUAAUAAGCAAAAAGGCACUGGCAGCACAGGAGGCCGCUUCCACCACAGGGCUUCUUCAAGGCACUACCAUUAACAUGGCCAAUCUGUCCAGUAAUGACACCAAGAAACCAUGUUGUUCAAACUAGAACAUAUUGUAUUACAGACUUACAGUACAUAUAAUCAUCUUAAGGCCAACUAGAAAUCAUGUUUUUGCUUUGCCUCGUGAGAGCCAUACAUUAAGAUGAAACUGGUGAUAUGUUGUUUCAGGAAGGGAAUUACCCUUUUUCUGUAUAGGUGAGGUUAGAUGGAAAGAGGGUUCUAAGGUGUAGAAUUUCCCAUCCUAAGCUUCCUUUCUUGACCAUGUUUAUGUUCA
This is a messenger RNA of Rubroshorea leprosula, 1052 nucleotides long. Lineage: Eukaryota; Viridiplantae; Streptophyta; Magnoliopsida; Malvales; Dipterocarpaceae. The record is from the annotation of a GenBank genome assembly.